AUGAAGCAGGAAUUAAACUCGCGCCUUAAUCACAUAAAGAAAUACGAAGAUCUUGAUGAAAGUAUUAGGGAGAGUAUUCAAAAAGAAAAUAAAAAGUUUCAUGUGUCCAACAAAGGCACAUUUGUGUAUAGUAAUGAAGGUUUGGUGAAGAAAACCAUUUCAGCAAAUGUUGAUGGCAGUAUUCAACAUAUGAUCGUAUAUGAAGAUAAGCAAGGUCAUCACGAUGAUCUAUAUCCACCUCAGGCUUAUGUUGAAUUAUCAAAUCUUAUGCCAAGUCCAGCAAUUACGAAAAGCGGAGCUUUACGCAGGGCAUCCUCAUCAUCCAAAACCGGUAAUUCCAAAUAUUCAUUGCCAAAAAUCCAAGAUAACCAAUUCAAGGACAAUCAAUUCAAGGACAAUCAAUUCAAGGACAACCAAUUCAAGGACAACCAAUUUAGAGAUAACCAAUUUAGAGACAACCAAUUUAAAGAAGAACAAUUUAAAGAAUUUAAAGAAGAGCAAUUUAAAGAAUUUAAAGAAGAGCAAUUUAAAGACAACCAAUUUAAAGAAGAACAAAAAAUAAUAUUCACACUUCCACCCAAUCCAUUUAAUGCAUUUCAAUUCCAAUCGAUUCCAAAUUUUUCUGGUAAAACUGAUGCAUAUUCUCCUGUGAUCACGCCGGUUAAUGGAAUGUUUGAUAAUGGAGACCAUCAAACGUUUAGAGAUAUUUUACCAGGAACUGUAUGCUGUCAUAACAAGCCUAUUAUUAUGAGGGAACCACUUAUUCCUUCAUCUUUACCAUCACUUCCUGAUGUUAUCAAUCCGCAAUACUUUGAG
Molecule: messenger RNA, 816 nt
Organism: Racocetra fulgida
Lineage: Eukaryota; Fungi; Glomeromycota; Glomeromycetes; Diversisporales; Gigasporaceae
Source: the annotation of a GenBank genome assembly